Messenger RNA from Colletotrichum graminicola M1.001, 285 nucleotides. RefSeq lists its product as uncharacterized. The coding region runs from base 1 to 285 and encodes 94 amino acids. Lineage: Eukaryota; Fungi; Ascomycota; Sordariomycetes; Glomerellales; Glomerellaceae. The record is from RefSeq and is a predicted model, not a curated record. The transcript has a single exon.
AUGGCCAAGUUCUUAUCUUCGCUUGAGAACCACGCCUUCGCAAAAGCUAUGAUGGCGAAAGCCACGAGGACGCUCAGGGGGGUUGUUGAGACUUCGUGGUUGGCCCCCACCGGAAAGCUUACCGGCGUCGCAAUCCAGGAGGCUCUUGAUACAAGCAGAUCCUGGUCCGCAUCUUGCCAAACGCAAACAGUUACGACCUGUCAAUUUGAAGGCCACCACCCCCGAGUUCGGAAUGCGCCCAAGAUUCUAGAAGCCAUGACCGCUGUCGACUCCUAUUGCGCGUAG